This is a messenger RNA of Hibiscus syriacus, 483 nucleotides long. RefSeq lists its product as uncharacterized. NCBI's taxonomy places the organism in Eukaryota, Viridiplantae, Streptophyta, Magnoliopsida, Malvales, Malvaceae. The transcript is spliced from 2 exons. The record is from RefSeq and is a predicted model, not a curated record. Bases 1 to 483 code for a protein of 160 amino acids.
AUGGAGGUUAUGAACAAAAGCCAAAGAUUUCAAAGACCAAUUCAAUUGAUCAGCCAGAAGCUUGUCACCAAAAUUCUGCUCCCUUUUUCACUUCUUUCUGCAAUAUUAUCUUACCCUUCGUUAUGCAACUUCCAAACUUUGGCAUAUAGUUUACAGCUCUUCAGUUUUAGUGUCGACAAGACUUACAUGUUUGUGCUUUGCAAUGGACUUAUUUUUUUCAUUGCCACCGGCUCCGGUUUGAUUGGUAGUUUUGGGGUGGAGUCUGAUGUUGACAAGGUGGCGAGGAUCGAAGUUGAUCAGAGAGAAGAACUGCCCUUGGUUGUAGAAGAUGAAGGCGAAGAAGAAAGAUGGAAUGAGAUUGUUUCACUCGAAGAAGAUGAAGAUGAAACACUUGGGUUUUUGAGUAAUGAAGAGCUAAACAAGAAAUGUGAAGAUUUUAUUAGGAGAAUGAAACAAGGGAUUCAGUUUGAAGCUCGCAACUGA